AUGACAAAUGUACUAGCUAAAGCUGCAAGUAUAAGAAGAAAAUCAUCAUCUAAUCAACAACAACAACAAUCCUCAACAGAUAAAUCUAAAGAUAAUUCAAAUCAAACAUCAACUUCAUCAUAUAAUAAUUACUUUAAUUACACUACUCAAACAAGUAAAAAAUAUUUUAGUUUCAAUUCUAGUUCUAAUAAUAAUAAUAAUAAUAAAAACACUAAUGAAAAUAAUAAUAAUAAUAAAAACGAGAAUACAACAAAAAACGAGAUUUCAGAUAUAAACAUUAAAAUUAUAACUACAACAUCAAAUGAUGAUAUUACUCAAAAUCAAGAUCUAGAUACAAGUAAAACUAAUUUAAAUCAAAAAUUUAUAGAAUCAGAAUCAAAAUCACAAGCACAAUCUCAAUCUCAAUCAUCUUCACAAAAUAAAUCAAAAUCAAGUUUCCCACCACCACCUCCAAUUCCAAUACUGCCUACCCAACUACUUCGAUCAUCACCAAGCUUUACUGAUUCUUCACCCAUUCAACCACCUCAAUCUCAACCAUUACAAUCAUCAAGAGGUAUAAGAUCAAGUUCAUCUAAAGUUUCUUUAAAAUCAAUGAAAAGUUCUAAUUCUUUAUCAACAAUAAAUUCAAAAAACAACUCAAACAGUAAUAAUGAUAAAUUAAUUAAAACUUUAUUAAAAAGAUAUAAGAAAUUAGAAUUAGCAUUAAAUAAAUUUAAUUCUAGAAAAUAUAAUCAUACAUAUAAUACAAAUAAUCCAAAUAAUGGAGCUAUAUUAAAAGGUAAUUUAUUAAGAACUUCAUUAAUUCCAUUUUUAAGAAGUUCAAAUCAAUUAGAUCAAUUAUUUAAUAAAGAUUCAAAAAUUUAUAAAAGUUUAACCAGUGUUAUAUUAACAGUAUUAUUAAAAUGGUGGAAUUCAUUAAUUGGAAAUUUAAAAUAUACUAUUAAUUCAAUAAAGCCAAAUCUUACUCAGAUUUCAUCAAUUAAUCAAUCUGAACAAAUUCAUUAUACAAAUAUUCCAGCAAGUGAUAGAAAUGCUUAUUUAGAAUGUGUAUCAAGAAUUAUAUCAAGAGGUGAUUGGCAUCAUUAUGAUGAACAAAAUGAUUAUCAAGCAUUAUUAACUACAACAUUAGAUUAUUGUAUUGAUAAAUUAUCAACUUUAAAAACUUUAACUGGUUCAAUGGCUGCAUUUAUUGGGAAAGUAUUUGCUUAUAGUUUUUUUAAAAUUCCAAAUGUUUCAAAUGCAUUAAUGUUUUUAUUAAAUGUUAAACAAAUAAAUUUAGAAAAUAGUUUAAAAAUUUUACCUCAACCAGAAGACAUUGAUGAAAAAAUUAAAUUAAUUAAAUCAAAAUUCCCACAACAUUUACAUCAACUUUUAAAUUUUCAAGGAAUUCAAAAUUUAACAACAAGAGGUCAAAAAUGUUAUAUGAAUUGUAUUCCACCUCCAAAACAUCCAGUAGAUGGUAUUAAAAAUCCAAAUGGUGAUUGGGUUAGAAGAUGGUGUGGAUCAGAUUCAAAUGUUUUUAAUUCAUUUUUACGUCAUUAUAUUGAAAUUAUAAGACAAAAAUUUAUAAAUAAUAAUAAUGAAAUUAAUUUACUUUUGUUAUGUCCUGGUUUUAAUAUAAUUUUUAGUCAUAUUUUUCAAAUUUUUCAAAUUGCUAUAAAUAGAAUUACUUCAAAUAUGAAAAAUUCAAAAGAAAUUAUUGUUCCUCCUUUUAAUAUUAAUGUUAAACAAAGUGAUAUGUAUUAUAGUUCAAUUAUAAAAAUUUUUAGAACUAUUAGAGAUAUAACUUAUAUUUCAACAAAAGAUCAAUCUAUAGAUAAUAUAAGUUCAAAUUUAGUUAAAGUUAUUGAUCUUUGUUUUAUAUCAAUAGCAAAAGAAACUACAAUAUAUGAUUUUAAUAAAAAUGGUAUUAUAUUAGGUAUAAUAAAUGAAUUUAUAAAUCAUUUAGAUUUUAAUUCUUUUAAUAAUGAAAUUCAAUAUUUAAUAAAUUGGGAAUUUUGGUUAAGUUGUAAUUAUAUGAUGAUAAAUCAUUGUGAUCAUAUUCAAAGUUUAUUAAAAAAUUUUGCAUUUUUAUUUAAUAUAUGGGAUAUGAUACCUGAUGUAUUAUGUUCAUUUAUAACUUCAAAAAUUGAUAAUAUAUCAAUUAAUGAUAUAAAUUAUAAAUGGAUUAUAAAUAUUGAAGAAUCAAUAAAAUUAAACUUUAUAAAUUAUUUAAUUAGUGAUUUUACAUUUGAAAAAUUUUUUAUUCAUUGGAAUCCUUUGGUAAGAUCUUAUUAUAUUAAAUUAUUAAUUUGGAGAGUUAUUGGUAUAAAUAAUUAUCAAUCUUCAUUUUCUAUACAAACUACAAGAACUUUACAAUCAAAAUUAAAUGAAUCAUUUGAAAUUUUACAAAGCUAUACAAUUUUAAAUAAUGGUAAGAAUGAAUUAAAUUUUAAACCUGAUAAUCCUUUAGUUAAUAGAAAAUUUAGUAUUUUACCUAUUAGUUCAAAAGAUGAUUAUUUAUCAGUUAGUGGUGAUGGUUUAAAUGGUAUUAAUAAUCAAUCAUCAGAAAUUUAUUUAUCUGCAACAACUUCUCUUAAAUCAUCAGAAUUAAGAAAAACUCACCCAUAUGAAAUAUUUGAUGAAGCUAUUUAUACAUGUGCAACAGUUCCACUGAUUAAUGAAAAUCAGAACAAUAUUAGUUCAAAUUCAAAUUCAAAUUCAUCAACAGCAAACAAAAAUAAUUCAUUUGUAAAUUCAAUAAGUAAAUUAUUAAAAAUAUUAUCAGAUGAAGAAAAAAAUCAAGAUAAAAUUCAACAACCUCCAAUGAAACAUUCAGAAUCUUCAAGUUCAUUAUCUACAUCAUCAUAUAAAUCAAGAUCUUCAUCACCAAGUAUAAUGUCAUUUAAUUCAACUCCAACAUCAAUUACUGAAACUUCAUCGUUAAAAUCAGAUGAAUUUGAUGAAAAUUCAUCUAUAUUAACAAUAGAUACAUUAAAAUUAAAAGAUGAUAGUGAAUUACCAUUAAAUAAUCAAAAACAAAUAAAACAUAAACAACCCGACCAGAAUCAACAACAAAAUUAUAAUAUUCAACCACCUGAAUUAUCAAAAUUACCACCAGAUAUAAUAAGACCAAUUUUUAAAUUUGAUAUUAUUGUAUGUCAUGAAUCAAUGAAUGAAAAAUUUCAAAUUAUAAAUUCAAAAAAUUCAAUUAUAAAUCAAAAUUGUUAUAAUGGAUAUUUUAAUAAAAAUCAAAACAAUAUUUAUUUUAAUAAUAAUUAUGGAAAUAAUUUAAAUUAUCAACAUUAUGAUCAAUCUCAUCAAUCAGUUUUAAAUUUCCCCAAGAUUCCAAAAUUACCAUAUAUUUCAUUAUUUAUAAAUUCAGAUUUAUAUAAUCAUAAAUUUUAUUUAAAUGAAGAAGAUGAUGAUGAUGGAAUAUAUUUAGAAAAUUUAUCAAAUCAAGAGGAUGAUGAGGGAGAUGAUGAACACGAGACUAAGCAUUCUUUAUUUAAUUUAAAAAAUAAUGAAUCAUCAAAUAUUUCAAUUUUAAAUCUUGGUAAAUCUUUAAAUGAAAUUAAUAUUAUAAUUGAAGAAUUUAAAUUUUUUUUAAAGCAAAGGAUUGAUAUUGAUAAUUUAAAAUUUGAAAAUUUAAAAAAUUUAAAAAAUUCUAAUAAUACUAAUUUUAAUAAUGAACCAGGAUUUAAUUCAAUUGCGGACAAUGGAGAAGAUAUUGAUGAUAAUUUUAAUGAAUUUAUUUAUCUUAAAAGAAUUAUUCCAUUCUUGAGUGUUGAUUCUUCAAAUGAAUUAAAAUUAUUAAAUGCUAAUUAA
Lodderomyces pseudojiufengensis is the source of this 3807-nucleotide messenger RNA. RefSeq lists its product as uncharacterized. The transcript has a single exon. The record is from RefSeq and is a predicted model, not a curated record. Lineage: Eukaryota; Fungi; Ascomycota; Pichiomycetes; Serinales; Debaryomycetaceae. Bases 1 to 3807 code for a protein of 1268 amino acids.